Paramecium primaurelia is the source of this 1655-nucleotide messenger RNA. The record is from the annotation of a GenBank genome assembly. Lineage: Eukaryota; Ciliophora; Oligohymenophorea; Peniculida; Parameciidae.
AUGUCUCAACUACCUCAAUAGACAGGUUAGACAGUUGAAUCCUAAUAUAUACAACAACCAAGUCAAAUGAGCAUUAAGCCUUAGCCAAUCACAUUCUAUCCACCUUCAUUCACACCAUUUUAAAAUCAAAUAAUAUCAAAUCAAAAUUAUUAAAUGCAAUAACAAUAAUAAUAACAACUACAAUAACCUUAAUAAAUUUAAUAGGCACAAUAAGCAAUUAAUGCUUAAUUUUAAUAACAACCAAUAUAAUUAUAAUAUGGUGAUGAUUAAUAAAUAAAAUAAAGAUAAUUAUCAUAGAAUCUUUAAUAACAAAUUAUGUAAUAACAAUGGAAUGAAUAAUUUUAAUAAAUGCUAUAGAUGCAUCAUCAUAAUUAUUUACUCUAAAAUUAAUUACAUAAUCUAAUGAUUAAUUCAACUAAUUAAUCAGAAUAAGCUAGAAGAGAUUUAAUGAUAUAACAACAAUAAUCUAUGGCUGAUUUUACAAACUUGUAACCAGAAACUAUCACAGAAUAUAUACCAGUUGAAAAGAAGAUAAUAGAAUAUGAAACCAGAAUUAAAAAAAUUCAAGUUCCUGUUACACAUGAAAUAACAGAAUAUGUGCCUGUUACUACAGAAACUAUUUCACCUGAAAGAACAGUUAGACUAUCACCUCCCAAGGAAGUACAUAUGGUUCCAACUGUUGUUCAAUAACCACCAAUUUUAUAAUAGACUGUCAUUCCAAGACCUCCUCAAAUAUAGAUGAUUCAUCCACCUACAUAAAUAACUAGAAUGCCAACACUUCCUGCUUAUUAAUAAGCCCCAUUAACAUCAUUGAGAUCCUAAUCCUAAUCAUCUCCCCCUAGAGUAUUGAACAAACCAACAGAAAUUCCAAUACCUCCACCUCCUCCUCAUCUUCCCUUGCAACCUUUUAAUUAUACACCUAAAGACUUUCCAACUAUGAAUAUGCCCUCCCCUCCUCAAUAACUUCAUGCUUAGAUCUAAUUGAAUUCACCAUUACCGCCACCACUUCCUCCUCCACAAUUUGAUUCACCACCUCCUUCUUAUCCACAUUAAUUUGGAAAUCCAUAACAUUAACUACCUUCUCAUUUAAUUCCUUAAGUACCUUAAAUACCAUCAAAUUAAUUCAAUCAACACUAAUUAAAUCCUUAUUAAUAAUAACAUUAGAUGAACCCAAAUCAACCAUAUUAACCUCCAUUAUUACCUCAUCCACCUUAAUCUAGACCUGCCCCAUUCAUUCCAGAAUAAUAUCACAGAGAUUAAAUAGAAGAUGAAUAAGAUUAGUACUAUUAUGAAAAACCUUAAAGAAAACAACCAAAUCAUCCUGAUUUUUAAUAGACUAAGCAUGGUUCUCAAUUAGAUACUCCUAAUUAUCAUAUUCCCAACUAUGAUAGUGAAAAUGUAUAAUUCCUAUUAAUAUUACAUAGAUAAGAGAUAAAUAAUCUGAACCAAUUCAACAUCCAAAAAGAGCUCCCUUCAUUCCUAAAUCUUAUGAUCCUGAUUUAUAUUAUGAGAAACCAGAAUAGAUUCAUAUUCCAUCUAAAGAUAAUUAGAAAAGAGAUAUUCAGAGAUAAGUUUAUGAAAAACGACCAUAGAAUGCUCACCAAUAAACCCUAAAAACAAAAGAAAACUACUUUAAAGACACUAUAUUCUAAUGA